UCUUCUGAUCUUCUCAGUAGUAUCAUUGACCACCUCAAACAUCUCUGGAUCCCCUCUAGCACUGACACCCCUCCCCACUAUAACUCCAUACACAAGCAUACUGAAAGCUUGUGGAGUUAUCUAUUUUAGUCAGGGAACUUGAGGGUUUCAGCGCCAAGAAAGAGCAGUUCCUCUGCAGCGGUACAGUGAAAACCAGCAACUCUUGUUAUCCCCUGUCAUCUCUGUCCUUCUGCCUCUUUGGCACGACUCUGGAAACCAUGGAGAAUGUGGAAGUAUUUGACGCAUUGAACAAGGGCAGGGGCCUGAGGGCCACCAAGGUCUUCAAAGCUGGGGAUGUGAUCUUUACUGAACCCAGCUUUGCGGCUGUGGUCUUUGACAGUCUCUCACAACAGGUUUGUCACACCUGCUUCCGGCAUCAGGACAAGCUUCAUCGAUGUAGUCAAUGCAGGUUUGCCCACUACUGUGAUCGAACCUGCCAGCGUGCUGGAUGGGAUGAGCAUAAACAAGAGUGUGCUGCCAUCAAGAAGUGCAGCAAGGUGCCCAAUGAGACCAUCCGUCUAGCAGCUCGUGCCUUGUGGCGCAUUGAGAAAGACGGAAGUAUUGUCUCCGAGGGUCAGCUCACCACACUGGACCAACUUGAGGAUCAUGUGGCAGACAUGAGUGCCGAUGGCCUGAAGGAGCUGAAAGGCAAUGUCCACAACUUCCUGGACUACUGGCCACAUAGCAGUCAACAGCAUGAAGUGGACAGGGUCUCACACAUCUUUGGAGUGAUUAAAUGUAAUGCUUUCACGCUGAGUGACCAGAGAGGCCUGCAAGCUGUCGGUGUGGGACUGUUUCCCAACCUGUCUUUGGUGAACCACAACUGCUUACCCAACUGCACUGUGAUCCUCAAUCAUGGGAGUCAGACUGCUCUGAACCCUCUCUUUCACACUCAGAGUAGAAUUGAGCUGCGUGCCCAAGAGAGGAUCUCUCAAGGGGAGGAGCUCACAGUGAGCUAUGUGGACUUGCUCAAUGUGUCCACAGAUCGCCAGCAGCUGCUCAAGCAGCAGUACUUUUUUGACUGUACUUGUGAGUGCUGCAGCCAGCACCUGAAAGAUGACCUCAUGAUGGCCAUCAAAGAGGUGAAUGGAAAGAAGCCAUCUGAUCUAGAGGUGAAAGAGGUGACACAGUUGAGCCUGAAAGCACUGGAGAAGAUUGAAAAGGCACGCGUUGAGGGAAACUACCAUGAGGUGGUGAACCUGUGCAAGGAAUGCCUGGAAAAACAAGAGCUGGUGCUGGCAGACACACACCUGUACAAGCUGAGAGUGUUGAGCACAGCCAGCGAGGUGCUGUCCUACCUGCACUAUUUCUCUGAGGCUGCUGACUACGCACGAAGGAUGGUAGAGGGAUAUAUGAAGCUUUACCCUCCAAACAAUGCCCAGUUGGGUAUGGCGUUGAUGCGGGCAGGAGUGACCCACUGGCAUGCUGGCCAAAUUGAAGUUGGACAUAGCAUGAUAUGCAAGGCUUAUGGCAUCCUCAUGAUCACCCAUGGGCCCACCCACUCCAUCACCAAGGACCUGGAGGCAAUUCGGACACAGACAGAGGUGGAACUUCGCUUGUUCCAGCAGAACAAAGAUGCCUAUUAUAAUAUGCGUGAAACAGCCCUGAAGAAGGUGCCCAUGAGUGCAAUGGCAGAAGUGAUCCAAGACAGCAUUAAGAAGCUAUUUCGUUCAAAAUAAGACAUCAGCUGCCACAUGCUAAUGAAAUUACAGUCGGUUGCACUUCUACAGAGACUUGAAUUUAAAAUAAUUAUCACAACUCAGCAAAAGCUAGUUUUAUGUUAAAUGUACAUUAAAUGCAUUGUGGAGCCCUCAAAACCACACUUCAUUCAGUACAUGUUAAAUUACACACUAUAUAUAUAUAUAUAUAGUAGUUUCUGUACUUGGAAGCAAUAAAAGCUUGGGGAUUAAUUUGAAUGAAAUGAAAUACUUAACAUGAAGUAACCACAUAUGUGAAUUACUUUAAUUACAAUCGUAAAAGUAUGCUUAAGGAUCCAGCAGUUUUACUAAAAUUAGAAUAUUGCUAGAUUUGCCUUUGCUUUUGCUUUGUUUUGUUUUGAUUGUGUUUCAACACUUAAACAAAAGCAAGUCAUUUAGGUAAAUAUUAUUAUAAUUAUUGCAUUUAUAUAUGUAUAUACUUGUAUACACUGUAUGCUGUACUCUGCUAUACUGUAUACUCUAUAUAUUUACUUCUGCUCGCGUGGUGGUCCCGUGCAUGAAAGGUAAAGCA
This is a messenger RNA of Scleropages formosus (Asian bonytongue), 2268 nucleotides long. It is a transcript of the gene smyd1a, whose product is annotated as SET and MYND domain containing 1a. The coding region runs from base 258 to 1718 and encodes 486 amino acids. The record is from RefSeq and is a predicted model, not a curated record. Gene Ontology annotation, cellular component: nucleus. Gene Ontology annotation, molecular function: protein binding. The transcript is spliced from 10 exons. NCBI's taxonomy places the organism in Eukaryota, Metazoa, Chordata, Actinopteri, Osteoglossiformes, Osteoglossidae.